CUAACUAUGAUGCACAUUUUCCAGCAUUCUCAUUUCCCCAGCCCAAGAGCUCAUGUUUCUUCUCUCUCGCCAUUUCUCUAUCAUUUCAUGCACUCGCUUUCACCCAAUUCAGAUUUCGCCCCUCUCUCCCAGCUCUUACAAGGCCGGAUUCCCAGCUCUCAUCUCGUCCAAAUCCACGCGCGCGUUUUUCGUCUUGGCGCACACCAAGACAACCUCGUAGCUACUCGCCUUAUCGGCCAUUACCCGUCCAAGCAAGCUCUCCACGUUUUCCAUCACCUACAGAAGCCCAAUCUUUUCCCUUUCAACGCCAUUAUCCGAGUGUUAUCUGAAGAGGGUUUAUAUUUUGAUGCGUUUUUGGUGUAUAAAAAUUUGAAAUUAAAGUUCCUCUCUCCCAAUGACUUGACGUUUUCUUUUCUCCUUAAAGCUUGUACCCGCGCCAGUGAUUCAAGUUAUGUUCAGCAGGUUCAUGCCCACGUUGUAAAGUUUGGAUUUUUAGUUAAUUCUUUUGUCUGUAAUGGUUUGUUGAGCGUGUACGCUAAGACCCUGAAAGAUUUCGACUCUGCUUGUAAACUGUUCGACGAAAUGCCUCAAAAGGAUGCGAUUUCUUGCUGGACUUGUUUGAUUUCGGGAUAUGCCAAGUCGGGUCAAUCUGAGAAAGCUCUUUCAAUAUUCUUGGCAAUGGUUAAGGGGAAUUUGAGACCUGAGAAGGAUACUAUGGUUAGUGUACUAUCUGCUUGUUCUAAUCUUGGUUUUGUACAGGUUGAGAAUUGGGUCAAGAAUUUAUUGGAUACAGUUAAUAGCCAUUAUGAUCUGAAAGAUUUUAGCUUUGACUCUGUGAAAACUGUUCUUGUUUAUUUGUAUGGUAAAUGUGGAGAGGUUGAUAAGAGUGGGGAGAUGUUUGAUCAGAUAUCAGUUGAGGGGAAGAGAAGUGUGCUUUCUUGGAAUACCAUAAUUGGUGCCUAUGUCCAAAAUGGAUGUGCUUUGGAGGCUCUAAGUUGUUUUCGGUUGAUGACAGAGCAGCACAAGUGUAGUCCUAACCAUGUCACAAUGGUUAGUGUGCUCUCGGCUUGUGCUCAAGUUGGUGAUUUGGACCUUGGUGUUUCGGUCCAUGAGCACAUCAUGAAAUCGAGCCAACGAGAGGGAGUUGGAGUACUUUCGAACAAAAAUCUUGCAACCGCGCUGAUAGAUAUGUACUCCAAAUGUGGGAGUUUGGAGAGGGCGAGGGAAGUGUUUGAUGAAAUGGUUGCAAAAGACGUCGUCUCAUUCAAUGCCAUGAUCAUGGGCCUAGCGGCGAAUGGUGAAGGGGAGACCGCGAUGAGACUUUUUGCCACGAUGCUAGAGCUCAAUCUGAAACCAAAUUCAGGCACAUUCCUUGGCAUCCUAUGCGCUUGCAGCCACUCGGGACUAUUGCAGAAAGGCCGGGAGAUGUUCAAGGAGAUGAGCCACCGCUUCUCUAUUGCCCCGAAACUAGAGCACUAUGCUUGCUACAUUGACCUCCUUGCUCGAAUGGGUUGCAUUGAAGACGCUCUUGAAGUAGUUUCCUCGAUGCCUUUUGAACCAAACAAUUUCGUGUGGGGGGCUCUGCUCGCUGCCUGCCUGCUUCAUAACAAACUAGAACUCGCCAAUUUCAUCUCUUCCUUGCUUGUUCAGGUGGAUCCGCAUAGCUCUGCUGGCUAUGUGAUGCUGUCCAAUGCAUUUGCCAUAGAUCAUCACUGGAACAAUGUUUCGGGGCUGAGAUCUUCCAUGAAGGAAAGCGGGGUAACCAAGCAGCCCGGUUGUAGCUGGAUCAGCAUCGAAGGAAAUGUGCACGAGUUCCUUGCAGGAUCUGCAAGGAAUUUUCAAGAUGGAAGAAUACAUGAUGCACUUGAGGGAUUACUGAAGGAGAUGAAAUUACCAAGUGCAUAGAGAAUUUGAUAGCCUUUUUUGUAGGAUUAUGUGUUAUUUUUUGUACAAAUUACAGCUAAGAAUAUAGAUUGAAGAUGCAAUCUUUUGUGUACAAUUUCAGGUUUAUGCCAUUCAAUUAUAUGGUAUUUGGCAAUUCUUGUGAGA
Molecule: messenger RNA, 2049 nt
Organism: Ipomoea triloba (trilobed morning glory)
Lineage: Eukaryota; Viridiplantae; Streptophyta; Magnoliopsida; Solanales; Convolvulaceae
Product: pentatricopeptide repeat-containing protein At1g08070, chloroplastic-like
Exons: 1
Coding region: 7-1905 (632 amino acids)
Biological process (GO): RNA modification
Molecular function (GO): RNA binding; protein binding
Source: RefSeq, a predicted model, not a curated record